GCAGCGCCCCGGCCACUCUCGCGGCGGGAAGGAGCCGCCCGCUCCUGAGACAUAAAAGAGAAUUCAUAAAACGGAAGAAUUUUCGAAGAGGGUGAUAAAAAGAGAAGAAAAAUGCCGAAACCAAUCAAUGUAAGAGUAACAACGAUGGAUGCUGAGCUGGAAUUUGCCAUUCAGCCCAACACAACUGGCAAACAGCUUUUUGACCAGGUGGUGAAAACAGUUGGUUUGCGUGAAGUCUGGUUUUUUGGGCUGCAGUACAUGGACAGCAAGGGCUAUUCUACAUGGCUUAAACUAAAUAAAAAGGUGACACAGCAAGAUGUUAAAAAAGAGAAUCCUUUGCAAUUCAAAUUUAGAGCUAAAUUCUUUCCUGAAGAUGUUUCUGAGGAAUUAAUUCAAGAAAUAACCCAGAGACUUUUCUUCUUGCAAGUUAAAGAAGCUAUAUUAAAUGAUGAGAUAUAUUGUCCACCAGAAACUGCAGUUCUUUUGGCUUCUUAUGCUGUCCAAGCCAAGUAUGGAGAUUAUAAUAAAGAGAUUCAUAAACCAGGCUACCUGACUAAUGACAGACUCCUCCCCCAGCGUGUUUUGGAGCAACACAAACUGACAAAAGAACAGUGGGAAGAAAGAAUACAGAAUUGGCAUGAAGAACAUAGAGGAAUGCUAAGGGAGGAUUCUAUGAUGGAGUACUUGAAGAUUGCACAGGAUCUAGAAAUGUAUGGAGUCAACUAUUUUGAAAUAAAAAAUAAGAAAGGAACUGAAUUGUGGCUAGGUGUUGAUGCUUUGGGUCUGAAUAUUUAUGAACAUGAUGACAAGUUAACACCUAAAAUUGGUUUUCCCUGGAGUGAAAUCAGAAAUAUUUCAUUUAAUGACAAAAAAUUUGUUAUAAAGCCAAUUGACAAAAAGGCACCUGAUUUUGUUUUUUAUGCACCUCGUUUAAGAAUCAAUAAGCGGAUUUUGGCCUUAUGCAUGGGAAACCAUGAACUGUACAUGCGAAGAAGGAAGCCUGACACUAUUGAAGUACAGCAGAUGAAGGCCCAGGCUAGAGAAGAGAAACAUCAGAAGCAGUUGGAAAGGGCUCAAUUAGAGAAUGAAAAGAAGAAAAGAGAAAUAGCAGAAAAGGAAAAGGAAAGAAUAGAACGUGAAAAGGAAGAGCUAAUGGAACGUCUGAGACAAAUUGAAGAACAGACAAUGAAAGCCCAGAAAGAAUUGGAAGAACAGACUCGAAAAGCUCUAGAAUUGGACCAGGAACGAAAACGAGCAAAAGAAGAAGCAGAAAGGCUUGAAAAGGAGCGUCGAGCUGCUGAAGAGGCCAAGUCUGCUCUAGCGAAACAGGCUGCCGACCAGAUGAAGAAUCAGGAGCAGCUGGCAGCAGAACUUGCUGAAUUCACUGCCAAGAUUGCACUUCUCGAGGAAGCCAAGAAGAAAAAGGAAGAGGAAGCUACUGAGUGGCAACACAAAGCUUUUGCAGCCCAGGAAGACUUGGAAAAGACCAAAGAAGAGUUAAAGACUGUGAUGUCUGCCCCGCCUCCGCCUCCACCACCACCAGUCAUUCCUCCGACCGAAAAUGAACAUGACGAGCAUGAUGAGAAUAACGCCGAGGCUAGCGCUGAAUUAUCAAAUGAUGGGGUAAUGAACCAUAGAAGUGAGGAGGAACGUGUGACAGAAACACAGAAAAAUGAACGUGUUAAAAAGCAACUUCAGGCGUUAAGUUCAGAAUUAGCCCAAGCCAGAGAUGAAACCAAGAAAACACAAAAUGAUGUUCUUCAUGCUGAGAAUGUUAAAGCAGGCCGUGAUAAGUACAAGACUCUGCGACAGAUUCGGCAAGGCAAUACAAAGCAACGUAUUGAUGAGUUUGAAGCAAUGUGGGGACCCAAACUGUAUGCAUUGUUCCAGAUGCGUUCUUGCCAAAGCAGUAUAAAGCAAAUGUAACAGUUAGGAAGAAGGCUCUCUCACUGGGUCCCUGGCAUCUGACACAUGGCGAGCUUUAGGAUAAGGUCAUACCAAGACAUGCCUGAUGAUUUGAACGUCUCUCUCCCCCAAAGUCCAGAAUCUCAGCUGGAGCCCGAGGGACAAAUGUUCCCCCAGUCAGGGCUCUUGUUGAUGGUUCUUCCCACACCUCAGUCGACUGUUGGCUUCCCUUUUCUUGCUGUUCUGUCUCUCUCCCCACCCUUCUCGAUUGUCUUUCCUAAGGACAGAGCUUAGAGAGCUGGGCCAGGACGGGGGAGCUCUGCACUGCACCCGAAAGUCCUAAGCCAGCAUCUUGUCUUCAAGGCUCCAUCUUCACAACAGAUGCCUGAAGGCAUAGGCUUCUGAGAACCCACUUUUUUCUGCAUGACUAGCUUGUAAGGAGGGAUAAACUGAGAGGAUUUCCGAGAACUUUCCAUUAAAAAAAAAUGUAUGUGACAUUUUUGGCUUUGAA
This is a messenger RNA of Odocoileus virginianus texanus, 2416 nucleotides long. It is a transcript of the gene RDX, whose product is annotated as radixin. Gene Ontology annotation, molecular function: cell adhesion molecule binding; actin binding. Lineage: Eukaryota; Metazoa; Chordata; Mammalia; Artiodactyla; Cervidae. Gene Ontology annotation, biological process: positive regulation of early endosome to late endosome transport; regulation of organelle assembly; regulation of cell shape. The record is from RefSeq and is a predicted model, not a curated record. Gene Ontology annotation, cellular component: plasma membrane; microvillus; apical part of cell.